This is a messenger RNA of Cyprinodon variegatus (sheepshead minnow), 2099 nucleotides long. It is a transcript of the gene plpp7, whose product is annotated as phospholipid phosphatase 7 (inactive). Gene Ontology annotation, cellular component: nuclear envelope. The coding region runs from base 347 to 1213 and encodes 288 amino acids. Gene Ontology annotation, molecular function: sphingosine-1-phosphate phosphatase activity. The record is from RefSeq and is a predicted model, not a curated record. The transcript has 3 exons. Lineage: Eukaryota; Metazoa; Chordata; Actinopteri; Cyprinodontiformes; Cyprinodontidae.
CAGAAGCCAGAUGCUGCACUGUCACAGCGCUCUUCACCCUCGUCUUUUGUUGUCAGGGAUUUGCUAGAUCUAGAAUCUGCCGAUCGCUUCCUGAAUGUGAGAGGCCGAGGUUUCACAGGAUUGGCUGGAAGCUGAUGACAUUCAUUAGCUGCGCUCUGCCUGUCUGUAUGAUAUAAACAACUUGGACAUUGCAUUCUCCAGACUCUAAAUAUAGCAUUUAGGGCCACAGUAGGGGGAGGACGGGUGUUUUUCUGGGACAUUUCACCGUUGUGGUGAUCUUACACCAUCUGAAUUACCUCCCUAAGCUCAAUCGGUUAUUGUCCCCUCAGGGAAAAUAUAAUCUAACAUGCCUUCGGCGAACAACGUUAGAUCCAGGGCGCGGGAGAGAAACAGCGUCUUGAGCAGACCCGAGUUCAUGUCUCUCAACCAGCCCCUCCGUGGAGGCUGCGGACCCCCGGACAGCCGCUGCGCUCCCAAACGCGCGGCUCAAAACAAGCCCCAAAGCAUCCAGAAGAGCGAAGAACCUAUCGACGGCGGCAGCAAGGACAGAAGAGAGUCCACCAAGAUGCCCGAUGAAGACUGCAUGCAGCUGAACCCUUCCUUCAAGGGGAUAGCGAUGAACUCCCUCCUCGCCAUUGACAUCUGCCUGUCCAAACGCAUGGGGGUGUGCGCCUCCACGUCGUCCUCCUGGGGAGGCUGCCGAUCCAUGGUGGCCCUCUUGGCGCUCACUGGGCAUGGCAUCACGUGGAUCAUUGGCACUAUCAUAUGUCUGACACGGAGCAACACUCUGGCUGGACAGGAGGUCCUGGUUAAUCUGCUGCUGGCCCUCAUUCUUGAUGUCAUGACGGUUGCUGGAGUCCAGAGACUGGUGAAGCGCAGAGGACCAUGGGAGAUGACGCCAGGCUUCCUGGACUGUGUAGCUAUGGACGUGUACUCUUUCCCUGCCGCUCAUGCCAGUCGAGCUGCCAUGGUCUCCAAAUUCCUGCUGUCUCACCUGGUCCUUGCUGUGCCCCUGCGCAUACUUCUGGUGCUGUGGGCCUUCCUGGUUGGCAUGUCUCGAGUGCUUUUGGGUAAACACCACCUAACAGAUAUGGUGUGUGGUUUUGCCUUGGGGAUGUUUCACUUCAGUCUGAUGGAGACUGUGUGGCUGUCCUCCAACACCUGUCAGACUCUUAUUUCCAUAAGUACAUUCAGCUGGAGUCCUUUUUAUUGAGCUUUGCUUGUCUUACAUGAUAUUACAACUGAUACUAACUGUGCAAUAUUGCAAAUUUUGAUCUGAGGAGCUAUUUUUGCAGAUAGGGAAGUUUUAACACAUGGAUGCAGAUACUGACUUGCAUGCAACGAGCAAAAAAUUCACACAGGUCCUUGGGCCUUUCAGAACUAGAAAUUCUAGUCUAACACAUUUUUAUUCAUUAUUUCCAUCAAAAAGUAAUGACUAAAAUAAAAAAAAUCAGUUUCUAUCUCUAAGUUUUAACGACUCUAUAGCAGAUGGUACUUUUCAUAUGUAAUCUAACCUGUAAUCUAUUUUCUUUGUGAAGCUUCUGGUUGUUGAUUUCCUCCAUUUCUUCUGGCUCUAUCUCUUAAUUUUCUAUUUGAUUCCCUUGAUUGUUUGUUUUUGGCACCAUGUGAUCAGUUUUGUUGUAGUAUCUUUAUUCAUAUUUCUUCAUUUAGUGUGACAUCUAUAUGGAUAUAUUACAUAUUAGUUAGCUUCUUAUUUGACAUUGCUAUAAUAUUUGCAUAUUUCUGUUUUUCUUUUUUUUCUUUUUGUAAUUUAAACUGUACAUUUGUGCCCUUAACCUUUUCAAUGCAGCUGAAUUAGGUUUUUCUUGCACACUCAUCAAAGAGAAUGAAAUACUUUCUAAUAGUUUAGGGUAAAGUAUAAACCUUAGAAAUUGUUUUUCAUUUUUUUCAUUAAAGGCUGUCUGUCACAAUGAAAUUAUGGUUUAAGAGUUGUUUUUUGUUUGUUUGUUUUUUUUUACAUUUGGGUGGACCUUUUUUUUUUUUUUUAGAUAAACAAAAUGCAGUGUACAUUACCUACUUUGUUCUGUACAGAGGUCUGUGUAUGAUGUUUACACUUUAUUGCUGCAUCUCAAUAAUAA